AUGGCCAUUAGGUGGGGAAGGGUAGAGAUGGUAAGACUUCUCUGGGACUGUAUGGAUAAGUCUGGCAAUCUUGACCUCAACAAUGACGGCUCCGGAGAUAGCCCCUUCAUCGCCGCCGUGGCCCGGCUUCCCGAUAUUGCCCAUUUGAUGAUCGCCACGGGGAAAGUACAGAUUGAGAGUCGAAACACGAAUGGUGAUACAGCACUUACCAUCGCUGCACGCAAGGGAGAUAUUGCCUUGGUUGAAACGAUUCUUGCACUUGGUGCCGACCACUCCUCUUCAGAUUCCAGUCACAGGACACCGCUUUCCUUAGCUUGUGGAAAUGACCUAGACAUGCGAGGGAAAGACUUACUCGUAUCCCGGGAAGACUCAACUGACCGCUUGCGAACUGUCGAGAUACUUGUUUCACAGGGUGCGAGGAUCGAAGCUCCUGACGGAGAGGAGCAAACCCCCCUUCACCACGCUGUGAGAUCUGGGUAUAUGGGGAUUAUCAAAGUGCUGGUCAGCCACGGGGCAAAUGUGAACGCACGAGCCCAGAAUGGCAGCACUCCCCUUAUCUGGAAUGCCGAAGACACGUGGGACUUCGAGAUAGCUCGAUUUCUGGUAGAGCAGGGCGCAGACGUGAGCGCAUUUUGUGGACACGGGUUCAGUGCACUAUGUUAUUCUCAUCUCGCUAAGAAUCCUGUUAAACUCGCCCAGUUCCUCCUCCAGCAAGGAGCGAGCGUCGGUGAUCACCCUUGUUACCGCUGGCACAAUGUGGAUUAUGGCCACCGAAACGUGCUUCACCGCUCUGUCGAGUGUCCAGAGCUGGAACUGACAGAACUCUUUCUUGAUCAUGGGGCCAACAUCAACUGCAUCGAUAGGAUUCAUGGCACGCCCUUGAUGACGGCUUGCAACCGGAGUAGCUCGUUUGCAAUAAUAAAACUACUUGUUGACCGGGGAGCGGACGUCAACCUUGCGUGGGAAAGGGACCACUCUGCGCCUUUAGGAGCUGCCAUCGAACAGCGGUGUGGGCUAGAUAUAAUCAAGCUGCUUCUAGAUAAGGGAGCGGACCCUGAAGGCAAGGCUGGAUGGGGAUUGCGAGCGCUUCAUUCGGCUGUAUCUCUCAGGUCGUUUGAGACUGCCGAGAUGCUUAUACAAUAUGGCGCCAGUCCAGAUCGUCUUGACGACAGCAACCGAAAUUGCCUGUACUAUGCCGCGGAGUAUGGGGAUGUAGCAAUGCUGGAACUUCUGGAUAAGCAUGGCGCAGUGAUCGAACAUGCCUGCGGGCCUGAUGAUGAACUCCUGACGAACGCUUUGUUCCGCGGCUGCACUGAUGAGGGUCUUGAAUGGCUCGUGCGAAAAGGGGCUGAUGUAAACAAACAUGGAAGACACGGAGAAACAGCAUUACACAUGGUCAUGAGAGCGAGAGGCCUGCAAGUCAUCAAGACGCUUCUUGAUCACGGAGCCGAGUUCGAUGUGAAAAAUUUCAAGGGGGAGACUCCACUGGAUUUUAUUUCAUUGCGGUGCAAAUUGGCUGUUAAAGAAAAGGCACUGUCCAUCAACUGCGGAUCCGGUCGAUUAUUGUUGGAAUCAUCGUGGGUGGCUGAAUUGAGAAGUGUUCCCUUGUUGCUGAAAGUGCUAGACGUACUCAUUUCCUACAAGCAUGUGAGAGCUAGUCAUGAUUGGAGGGUGUAA
This is a messenger RNA of Clonostachys byssicola, 1677 nucleotides long. The record is from the annotation of a GenBank genome assembly. NCBI's taxonomy places the organism in Eukaryota, Fungi, Ascomycota, Sordariomycetes, Hypocreales, Bionectriaceae.